This is a messenger RNA of Brenthis ino (lesser marbled fritillary), 906 nucleotides long. Lineage: Eukaryota; Metazoa; Arthropoda; Insecta; Lepidoptera; Nymphalidae. The record is from the annotation of a GenBank genome assembly.
AUGUACCGACAGGCAAGAAGGGUUGCAGGUCGCCGUCGUCGUACUCCUCGCCGUAAUCGUCGUGCUCGCGGUAACUACCUCAGUAAACGUAUAUUCAACAUCCGCAAUUCGGCAGUUUUCCGGCCGAGAAAGCCGGGAUAUAGCAACCUUGCCCUUAGUUUCGCAAGAAGAUUGAUUGCCUACCCCUCAAGUGGAGCGAAGCCUUUGCCCGAUAAGCCUGCUCCAGAUAGCAGCUGGUGGCUUGAUAAGCUUCAGUGGUUUGGCAGCUUAGCCUUACAACUUGUUGGCGUCUUCUUGGCAGCAGAAAAGAGUGCGUUGUCUUUGAACUUCGCUAUAACUGGAGCUGGAACGUGUUUUCCCAUUACAACCAGAACUCUUUUGACAACAACUCCAAUAGCAACUCGACAUGGAGAUGAUGUUAUGGUGCCUUUUGAACAGGCAAAAAUAUUAUGGAUUAAAGCAACCGUUACACCAAUAGUCGACGCUUCUAUCGUUGUAUCUUGGAGCCCAACUCUUCAGGAGCAUUCUGUGAAAUGGCAUUCACUUGGAGAUCAAGGAGAGGAAGUUCCUAAGUGCGUUGCCUUCGUGCUGGCCUUCUCAGAUAUGGCAUUGGCAAAAGCAGACAGAGGAGGACUGGACUCAAAAGAAUACAAUCCUGGAAAGUCUGGAUUUGAGAUGUACCUAGACGGUCAAGUGGCCGUCCGUCAACCUGGCGUUUCGUAUUUCAAACCAGAUCUUGAGUAUUCCGAUCCAACUAUGAUUAAGGUCCUGAGCCAUGGAGAUUAUAAGUAUGCCCGUUUGGAAGAUGUAGAGUGGAACAAUGGAUUUGGAUCUAUUGAUAAGAAGAACUUGGUGCACGCUCUCAGUGCAAGAGAGGUGCUAAGUCUUGAGAACCUAGCGAUUGAC